CUUAACUUUAUAAACUUUGUUACAAUUUCGAAGACUUUCACUUAAGGUUCUUUCUGCGAACAGUGAAGUGUGCUAAUUUAAAUUAAGAUGUUUCGUUCUGUGAUCUUGGUCUUGGCUAUUUUUGCUGUUUCUAUUUCUGCAACUAAUGUCAGAAAGUGUUCAAAAAACAGACCCGAACCUCUGUCUGUUAUUAUUGAAGGAUGUGAAACUAUGCCAUGCGAUGUUAUUAAAGGCACAACUGCCAUUAUGAACGCCCAAUUUGUUGGAACACACGAUGGCAUUAAAUCAAUGACAACUGAAGUAAGAGCUACAGUUCUUGGUUUGACAGUUCCAUAUAUUCUGCCCGACGAAGUUGCUAGCGUUUGUACAAAUUUAUUGGAUGGAGCCUCAUGUCCAAUUGAUGAAGGCGAAGAUGUAACUUAUAGUUUUAAGUUCCCCAUUGAUAAUUCUUAUCCAGAGAUUUCGGUUAAAGUGGAAGUUUCUUUAGUUGAAAAUGAAACUUCAGAAUCCAUUGCUUGUUUUGUUGCUGAUAUUAAAGUUAAAAAAGGACAAUCUGGUUAAUGACUUGUUCUAUAAUUAUAUUUGAUUUGUUAGCAUUAAAUAAAUUAAUAAUAAUAAUAUGUAAAUAUUUAUCUUA
This is a messenger RNA of Eupeodes corollae, 637 nucleotides long. RefSeq names its product NPC intracellular cholesterol transporter 2 homolog a-like. Lineage: Eukaryota; Metazoa; Arthropoda; Insecta; Diptera; Syrphidae. Gene Ontology annotation, molecular function: sterol binding. The coding region runs from base 88 to 561 and encodes 157 amino acids. Gene Ontology annotation, biological process: intracellular cholesterol transport. The record is from RefSeq and is a predicted model, not a curated record. The transcript is spliced from 3 exons.